AUGAAGCUUCUGAAGGACUAUGACAUCACUAUUCUCUAUCAUAUAGCUGAUGCCUUGAGUCGCAAGGCAGUGAGUAUGGGUAGUUUAGCCAAAUUGGUUGCUUCUGACCGUCCGUUAGCCAGGGAGGUUCAGACUUUGGGUAACAGUUUUGUGUGCCUUGAUAUCUCAGUUCUGGAUAGAGUCUUGGCUUGUGUUGAGGCGAGAUCAUUCCUCUUGGAGUGGAUUAGGGCCCAGCAGUUUGAGGAUGCCCAGUUGUGUAAGAUUUGUGAUAAGGUUCUGAGAGGUAAGGCCAUGCUUAAGGGUAUUCUGAGGAUCAAGGGACGCGUAUGCGUUCCUCGUGUUGGUGAUUUGAUUUGUUUGAUUCUGGAGAAGGCCCAUAGUUUCAGAUAUUCUAUUCAUUCGAGUGCUAUGAAGAUGUAUCGACAUCUGAGGCAGCACUACUGGUGGGGAAGGAUGAAGAGAGAUAUUGCAGAUUUUUGGCUAAGUGUGGGAAUUAUCAGCAAGUCAAAUAUGAGCACCAGAGACCUGGUGGGGUACUUCAGAGGAUACCCAUUCCCGAGUUGA
Messenger RNA from Lycium barbarum (goji berry), 564 nucleotides. RefSeq lists its product as uncharacterized. The coding region runs from base 1 to 564 and encodes 187 amino acids. The transcript has a single exon. Lineage: Eukaryota; Viridiplantae; Streptophyta; Magnoliopsida; Solanales; Solanaceae. The record is from RefSeq and is a predicted model, not a curated record.